This is a messenger RNA of Etheostoma cragini (Arkansas darter), 2496 nucleotides long. It is a transcript of the gene st6galnac4, whose product is annotated as ST6 (alpha-N-acetyl-neuraminyl-2,3-beta-galactosyl-1,3)-N-acetylgalactosaminide alpha-2,6-sialyltransferase 4. NCBI's taxonomy places the organism in Eukaryota, Metazoa, Chordata, Actinopteri, Perciformes, Percidae. The coding region runs from base 294 to 1160 and encodes 288 amino acids. Gene Ontology annotation, molecular function: alpha-N-acetylgalactosaminide alpha-2,6-sialyltransferase activity. The record is from RefSeq and is a predicted model, not a curated record. The transcript has 5 exons. Gene Ontology annotation, biological process: oligosaccharide metabolic process; ganglioside biosynthetic process.
AUGGAGAUAACAGUACAGUAGAUGACUCAACACUUUUAACAGUUAAUUCAUAAGCUAUAGAUUUGACAAGAAUAGUAUAGUAGUGGAACUGUUCGCCAGACAAUGGAAACUAGACUACACGGGAAAAAAGGACACUGGAUUUGAGAAUUGACUGAGAGCAGCCAUUUAAAUCUGUAAAUAUGAAUUUAGUGACUCUUCAGUGGCUGGUCUCUUGCCUUCUGCCUCAAGUUAAACGGCUAGAAAUAUGAGUGUAGUCGGGCUCCUUGGAGAAGGGCUUUCCCACGAGCCUUGACAUGAAAUAUCAGGAGAAACACUGCUGGCUCUGCCUGCUCAGCCUGAGCCUUCUUCUGUUGUUUUGCAUUGGACAUUUGAUCAUACGGGACCUUCUAACGCCUGUCAGGCAAAGCGACGGGCUCAGAGGCUACAUGAGGAUCGCCCCCGGCGGGAUGGAUCAGUUCCUGCACAUGCACUGCAGCCAGUGUGCCUUGGUCUCCAGCUCAGGUCAGAUGCUCGGAGCUGGUCUCGGAGAAGAGAUAGACAAAGUCGGAUGUGUGAUCCGGAUGAACAAUGCCCCCACACAGGGGUUUGAGAAAGACGUAGGAAACCGCACCAGUAUUCGGGUUGUGUCUCACACCAGCGUUCCCCUGUUGGUAAAAAAUGAGAGCUAUUAUUUCCAGAAAUCAGCCGGAACCAUAUAUGUGUUCUGGGGUCCUGAGAGGAAGAUGCGGCAAGACGGGAAUGGACAAACCUUCAAUACUCUACUGAAAAUAGCAAAGAAGUAUGCAAACGUCAGAAUCUACACUGUGACCAGAGAGAAGAUUCAGUACUGUGAUGGUGUGUUUCAGAAUGAAACUGGAAAAAACAGAAUGAAGACGGGGGCGUUUCUCAGUACUGGAUUCUUCACAAUGAUUCUGGCUAUAGAUAUGUGUGACAGCAUCCAUGUUUAUGGAAUGAUUGAUUAUAACUACUGCAGUCGAGCCAAUCACAGUGUUGUUCCCUACCAUUAUUACGAGACGAACCGAAUCAAUGAGUGCAGGAUGUACAAUGUCCACGAGCACACACGCCGCGGGGGUCAUCGUUUCAUCACUGAGAAGGCCAUCUACGCCAAAUGGGCAACACGGCACAAGAUGGAGUUUAAACACCCCUCCUGGAGCAUCUAAGGAAGAAGACAUCAUAACCCAGAAGUUCUCGUGAUGUUCCUAGACCCUACAGCGGUAUUCACUUGUAACGGCUUUUGAUCAUCUUUGUUGAGGAUUUAAGCGAUGUCUAAUCAGAGACUUUAUCAAUGACAUGGCAUUGUUACUCCUGGACCCUAGCUUUCAUUUGACUUUUUUUUACCAACUCAACCAUUUUUUUUAAGUAGAAAAAAAGUUCCAUUUGAUACAAGCUCAUCGUUGCUAAAAUAAUCUGCAGCCAUAAGUAUAAAAUACUGUUUUAGAUGUACCAGAUGUAUCAGCCUUCAACUGGUCACAGGUGGUAAACUACCACUUUCAGUAUUCCUAAACACUUACCAUUACGCAUAACCAAAUAUCAGUACACUGAUUCAAAAAUAUUAAGCAACUACACAAAGCAGUAAAACCAAAGCUUACAAUGUUUUAUUCUUUAUACCUUUAUGCCUUGACUUUCUGUUUGGUUCUGCACAAUGUUUUAUUUUAUGCUGCAAUCAGGCAUGCCGCUACAACAUGCACCUUUACUCCCUUAAACAGGAAGUGUGUCGUUUUAGGCUGAAACUAGUGAUUCAUUUCAAUAGCAAUUCAUUCAGUCAGCAAUUUACUCAAUUAAUUAAUUAUUAAUUUGAAUGUUUGUCUCAAUCGUCAUUGAAUUUACCAUCAUAGUAGACUAAGAAAACAAGCAAAUAAUCACAUUUGAAGGAAUGACUCAAACAAUUAAUCGACAACCAAAACAGUUGCUGAUUGACUUUCUGUCGAUAGACCUCAAUUAAUUAACUGACUUAUUGUUUCAGCCCAAAUAUACACCAGACAAACAAACGAACACACCGAGUCAUGCUGUUUCAGGCUGCUACUUUCUUCUUCAUAAACUGUUUAGUUUCAUUUUUGUAAGGUUUGAUAUUGAAGAUUUAUGCUAAUUUACGUUGGAGUUUGUUUUAAGGCCAUACAAUACCAGUUAGCACUUUAAACCAAUGUUUCUCAAAUGGGGGGAAAGUGUACUCCUAGGGGUACUUUGGAAUACUGCAGUGGGUACGUGACAUUUUUACUAAAAUGCUAAUUUAAAAAUAUGUCAGGGAGGGGGGUAAAGGAACCGGAUAAAGGAUAUGGGGGCGCUGGACUGAAAAAGGUUGACAACCACAGAUAUAUACCAACCACAGAGCAGACAGUAUUGAAAUGUAACUGCAGUGUGGUCUACUGUCCAGUAAUCUGUCUUCAGCACCACCGACAGCCACUGAUAUACAAUCAAUGGCCAACAAACAGUAUUAAAUACAAUGAGCAAGAAUUCAAACAGAUCAGUGGUUAGUGUGUAUUAUCUGUGUUUGAGGGG